Molecule: messenger RNA, 795 nt
Organism: Drosophila miranda
Lineage: Eukaryota; Metazoa; Arthropoda; Insecta; Diptera; Drosophilidae
Exons: 1
Coding region: 61-759 (232 amino acids)
Source: RefSeq, a predicted model, not a curated record
AUGUAUAAAUAGUAAUGCUAACAGCUCAAAGCUCAGCAUAACUCAGUUGUCCUCAAAAGAAUGCAUUUCACAAAGACACGAAGCUGCCGGUCCACUAUGCCAUUGAUGCUUCUACUAAUUGUUCUAACUGCUGGUGCCUGGUGUGCUUCCAGCUCCAAGCCGUUAGAAAAGCGGAGUCUCGCUUUGGACGAAGCCAGCAUUCCAUGGGCUAUAACGAGUGGCCCGCGAGCUUUGAGCGGAGGGCCUUGGAACCUUGGUUGGCCCACUUGGAGUGGGGGACACACCUCGCUGGGAAUCGGGCCGACACCCAACGAAGUUGCACACGCUAUUUCGGUAGCUAAGCAGGCCUCAGCCAAUGUUCUUAUAGCGCAGCAGCAUUUACAAGCGGCUAAGGAAAACGUGUUAAAUCAGCAACGCAUCGCCACGGAAAGACAAACUCAGGCAGUAAUACUGAAGCAAAAGUCUCAGGCGGCGGCUGCGAUUCAACGUUCUGAGGCGAUACAGCAGCGUCUUGCUGCCUCAAAGGCAGCUGUGGCACAUGCUGCUGCUCAUGCAGCUGCUGCGGAAAUCCAGAAAACCGAACAUGAGGCGGCCAAGCUUGGUCACUUCACAAGAAACGCGCACCCGGGAGUUGGUAAUCCACUCUCUACUAUUGGAUCGGGAAACAAUAAUUUUUCGCCCUCCAAUGUAGAAACGAUUGGAUUUGGGCAUUGGCUCUCUGGCAGUACCGCAGGGAAAUCUGUCAAUAAUUGGUACUGAAGAAUAAAAAGAAAUCGCUAAAUGAUAAAGUGCUUU